Mesocestoides corti is the source of this 960-nucleotide messenger RNA. NCBI's taxonomy places the organism in Eukaryota, Metazoa, Platyhelminthes, Cestoda, Cyclophyllidea, Mesocestoididae. The record is from the annotation of a GenBank genome assembly.
AUGGCAAUUAGCCCGAGGGCGAUCCGCGGUAUUGAACAACGCCCUGAUGUAGCUUUCUUUACCAGCUCAUUUCCCUUCCAAUACAACUUAGAUGAAGGUAAGAGUAGAAUUGGUGACUGUUCCAGGCCUCAAGAAUUCUUUAUUUUUCGCGGGGCUGUGUCCGAAUCCGUCGUACAGUCGUUAUAUGAAGAAGCACUCUUCGCUUGGCCACCCGCGGAUUACGCAAAGUCUAAUCUUCCUAACCCCAUAUCUGAUGCAAAGACCUGGCUAAGGGGUUUCGUCGAGCCAUGGAAGUAUAGAUUCCUGGACCAACUCCGAUGGGUGACUCUUGGGUAUCAUUAUGAUUGGGCCAAGAAAGUGUACCCUGAUAACUGCUGCGGUAGUUUUCCUACAAAACUUGCAGUCUUUUACAAAUCCGUGGCAUUGACCGUGGCUGAAGAGAUCAGGCACGAAGAUGGUCUUUUGACUCACCCUUCUUGCUACACUACAUUCACUCCUGAAGCCUCUAUUGUUAAUUAUUACCGGAAAAAGACUACGAUGGGAUUUCAUAUUGAUGAUACUGAAGUUUCAAAGCUCGCUCCUUUGAUUUCUGUCAGUUUAGGUAGACCAGCAAUUUAUCUUUUGGAGGCCUCAGGGUAUAUUCCGGGAUCUCUCCCCCAUGGCAAUUCUGAGGAAGUAACAAGAACAAUCAUCCCGAUUCUCCUUCGACACGGUGAUAUUAUGGUUAGCGGUGGUCAUAGUCGGCUAGCCUUUCACGCGGUCCCUCGUCUACUGUCAUGGGAGCGCGCAUCACUUGACUUGCCGACUAGUUUUUUCCCGAACCUUUUGUCCAAGUUUCUGGAAAUGCUUGGAGAUGCCUGCGAGCCUUCAAGUCUUCGUGAUAAUCUUGAAAGCUACAUUUAUUCGACACGUCUUAAUAUGAAUGUUAGGCAAGUUAAUGAACACAGUGUAGUGCAGUAA